GUUGCAAGCACAAGGAUUCACACCGUCUAUACUUAGCUCUCCUAAACGUCAAAGUCUGCUGCAAGACAGGAUCUGUUUUAGUGACGUGAUAUCAGUUUAAAACUUUUGACGCAUUCCUUUAAAUAAUUUGAACGCUGGACUACUGUGUUUAAAUGUAUGUUUUUAGGAAACUCAAUUGCGAGAAUGCGAUGAGAUUUGGAUUUAAAAUAAGAAUUGAGGCUGUUCUGGCCUAGUAAUGUUUUAAGAAACUGUGAUAACGAGAAACGUGGAACUCGCUAUUUCGAUUUGUUAAUGAAUCGGUUCAUACACCUGUGUGAACUGUGAAAAUGGCACUGGGAAUGAUUUCAUUUUUGGCUGUCUGCAUUUUUUAUAUUCAAGUGCCGCAAGGCCAAACUGGAUGUGCAGAAGUGGACUCCAUGACAGAGGCUGUGGCCGGAGAAGGCUUUCUGUUAGGUUGCAUUUCCUGCAAAAGAAGAGAAGAAGUGCCUGGUUCUGCUAUUGUUGAUUGGCACUACAGGGCACCUGGAACUGAGGAGUUUGUCCAUAUUUUUCAGUAUGAAUAUAAUAAUCCCACCAUUCUUCAUGAAAACUUUGAGGGAAGAUUAGUGUGGCAUGGAACUAUGGGGACAAAGGAUGUGCAAACUGGUUCCAUCUUUAUUCACAAUGUCACAUAUAACGACACUGGGACUUACCUAUGUACCUUCCACCGUACGCUGUACCUUCCUCUGGAUGAGGGACAUGUGGUAAUAAGUAAAGAAGUGGAACUCACAGUUGUGGAAAAAGCCAAUCCUGAGCUCACAGCUGUGAUCUCUGAGAUCAUGAUGUACGUGCUGAUCGCAGUUCUGCAGCUGUGGAUGAUUGGAGUGCUGAUUUACUGCUAUAGGAAGAUCUCAGCUGAGAACGAAGCUCGAGAGGCCAGAAAAGCUGCACGCUCUCAAAGCAAACUUUCACAGCCGAAAGACCCUUGUGAUGGCAUUUAUUUGGAAUAACUACAGUUUUGGUUAGUAGGCUUUUCACUUACAGUGAAUAGAGGAUAGGCUUACUAAGUUAUUGCUAAUAUAUUUGAUACGUAGUCUUGAAGGAAUAGUUACCCAAAAGUAAAAAUUUGCUGAAAAGAUGUAAUAUGUAGCUGAAUUAGUUUCUUCAUCAAAACAGAUUUGGAGAACUAACAUUACAUCACUUGCUCACCAAAGGAUCCUCUGCAGUGAAUGGGUGCCGUCAUAAUGAGAGUCCAAACAUCACAAUAAUCCGCAAGUAUUCCUGUCCAUCAAUUAAAAUCUUGUGGAGUGAAAAGCUGAGUGUUUGUAAUAAACAAAUCCAUCAUUAGGGCUUUUUAAAACUGUAAACUGUCUUGAUCUGUGGAUAUUUUUCUUCUGAUUCAGGUGAAUUAACUUUUUCACUGGAGCAAUAUUAUAGAUGGAAGCUAAAAAAAUUCCUAAUGAUGGGUUUAUUAUUGCUUGUGGAUUAUUGUGAUGUUUUUAUCAGCUGUUUGGACUCUCAUUCUGACGGCACCCAUUCACUGCAGAGGAUCAGUUGGUGAGCAAAUUAUGCUAAAUUUCUCCAAAUGCUCCAAUGAAGAAACAAACUCAUCUACAUCUUGGAUGACUUCAGCAAAUUGUCAUUUUUGGCCAAACGUUUUUGUUUUUUUAAUAAUAAGGAUGACGACUAGUCUUGCAGCUAAUAUAAAACUUACGUAUAUUUCUAGUGACAUUUCUACUGUAUAGUAUACUAAUGCUACUCUAUAGCAUUGCAUUGACUAAGCUAAAAUCAGAAUGUAGAAUGAUUAAGUCACAUUGCAAUAAAAACAGAUACAUUAUUGUAUUAAUAAGACAUUAUUUGCAAAAUUGAAUCUGGAAUAUAACGAGUCUAAAUAAACAGACAUUUUAACUAAAUUACAUCAGUCUAAAGACACUAAAAUGGUUAGUUUCUUAGUCUGGUUUCUUGAUUUGCUUGUUUAUUGACUGGUGAUUCAAAAACAAUUAGUCGAUGGCAAUUUUUUCAAGAUAUAAGACAAGUGUUUUUAUCUUCAAGAUGUUAGAUGCACCUGAUUUUGUGACAGUUUGUCUGCUUGGAAGAAAAAAGUACGGGAAACAACAUUCAAACGAUGGCAAGUUAAAAUGUUUAAACACCAUUUGUUUGCUGUUAAUUUCGAAAUGGAAGUCACUUGUUUUUAUCAUGUAUCCUGUACACUAAUUAGACAAUACGUAAAUAAAAACAUUAAAUGUAAAAAUAUCCAGGUUUG
Messenger RNA from Labeo rohita (rohu), 2242 nucleotides. RefSeq lists its product as uncharacterized. The record is from RefSeq and is a predicted model, not a curated record. Gene Ontology annotation, cellular component: voltage-gated sodium channel complex. The coding region runs from base 327 to 989 and encodes 220 amino acids. The transcript is spliced from 5 exons. Gene Ontology annotation, molecular function: sodium channel regulator activity. Gene Ontology annotation, biological process: sodium ion transport; regulation of heart rate by cardiac conduction; cardiac muscle cell action potential involved in contraction. NCBI's taxonomy places the organism in Eukaryota, Metazoa, Chordata, Actinopteri, Cypriniformes, Cyprinidae.